This is a messenger RNA of Xyrichtys novacula (pearly razorfish), 4849 nucleotides long. The record is from the annotation of a GenBank genome assembly. NCBI's taxonomy places the organism in Eukaryota, Metazoa, Chordata, Actinopteri, Labriformes, Labridae.
GGAUAAGAAGAAGGAGGACCGAGUGGGGGUUUGGCAAGGCCUUUUUCCCUCUUUCAGUUUAUAGGUCCUCAAUACACACACCCACAUUAGGGCACUUACACACACUCAGACAGCUGAGCCCAGUAGACAAAGUAAGGAUGUGACAUCAUCCACAGGAAGAAAGGCUAAACAACUUUUUCCCUCUCUACUGUGUUUUUGUCUGCGCUGCGGAGUGGAGUUGGAGCGUCUGCGGCUGAAAGUGGCCUGAAAGACGAAUAGGAUCCAGAAGAGCUGAAGGGGGGAGCGAGCAGCUGGAACCGUCCUCCGCCAGGAGCUUAAUCUGAAGGCAUCCAGCGCCUGAAUCCUCCCCGAACUCCUCCUGACUCUCCAGGACAUACCACAACAGGAUCUCAGCCAGGUACAGUGUCUCAUAAUUCAACCUCUACAUCAAUCUUCCUUUUUUUUAUUUCCUCCUUACUUCUUUCACUCUUACUUUCCCAUUCCUGUGUCUGGUCUUCUUGGAAUUCAUUUUUUGACCAGAGAGAAAUUCCACAACAGCCACAAGAAUAUGCCAACAGUACAUGAUCAGACAUGCUUUAGUCUGAGGUUGUAGAGGCAUGCAGGGAGGCGUAAAGUGAUGCAAAUUAAAGUCACUCUGUCCCACAUGCUGUUACUUUUUCUACAGACGAGCACUGUGUUUGGUAACAGAGUGUCCAUGUUUAAAGUUAGACUGGAUCCGGGAGUCCCUGAGCUGAGCACUGAGAGUAACACUGUCACUAAUAACUCUCCUCUGAAGCCCUUUUGUUUUGGACACAGUCAGAGCUAUCUCAUGACCACACAUUCAUGGUCCCUUAGUGGGGGAUUUGGAGCUGAGGUUUUUCCAACUUAAAGCAUUUAUGUAAAGAAACAAGUACUCGUCUUACACAUUACGUGCUUUGAAGACACUUGAGAAGUUUGUUACAGUGAGUUUUCUGGUGAGCUACAGCCACUCAAAAUUUACACUAUUCAUUUGUAUUAAUGUUUGUCUCAUAUGAUAAUAUACAGUCAGAAACUAUCGCAGAAAAACAACCACAGGAAGUGUUGAGACCGGCACUGCGAAGUGGGACACAAAUGCGGAUAUAGUAUCAUGUUGCAACCACAGUGGCUGAAAUGUGACUGCUCUGUCAAAUCUGUAAAAGCUUAUGAUCCAGUCACAGAGAGGAAACACAUAAGCAAUUUUUUCCCCAAAUGAUUGAAAUAAAUGUGAAGUUAUCUGAUGAACAAGACUUAUUUUCACUUGAACUCCCCUGUCAUUCAGCUAAACCAGUUGAUAUUUGAGAGCUAAUAUUGAUACACAUGACAGUUACAGAGUUGAGUUACAUAACAUUUAAUUGAGAUGAACGUCAUGGCCCAUGGCAAUAUCAUCCACCAGAUGGUAAAUACACAACAGAAGAGUCAUUUCCAUGACUCAUUUUUAGAGGAGCAACUCAGAGUUCAGAGUUUGCACAAUAAUCUUAGUUUUCUUUCUUUCUUUCUUUCUUUCUUUCUUUCUUUCUUUCUUUCUUUCUGCAAAAACUUUUGUUACUCUCCUGAGGUUUACAUCUGUUUUUAAUUUUAUUAUUUUGGACGAAAGUGUAAGUGUUGUGCUGGAGAAAAGCUGCCAUUGUACUUGGAACAUUUUAUCUCAUGCUCCUAGAGUCAAAGCUUGCCUUUUCAUUUUCUCUCAGUCAAGCUCUACUCUCCUCGCCUGAAUUACGCCACAACCAAAGCCAAAGCCAAAGCCAACUACGGCUAUUUUUAUCAAUGAGCUCUCCUCAACUUUUGUGAUAGAACCAUUUUUGGUCACUCUAAAGAGCGGGGACAAUAUUGGCAGAGAGAUGAACGCAUAUUGGUUUGGAGUGAAGUUUUCUCUGCUUGUCAUGCUUGUCUUGUCCCCUUUCAUUUAAAUCCCUUUGUGUACAAUCUGAAAGUGAUGCUCAAGGUUUUAGCAUUGUAUGUAAUAUGGAUCAUUCUGGUCAACAGCAGUAGACUGAAAAGACUCUGAUUUCUGUUGUUUUUCUGUUUCACAGAUACACCCCACCGCCUGAGACCAAGAGCUCCUUGCUAUCUUUACAUGACAGACGCUGACCACUGUGACCUGAUCUCCAAGUUGAAACUAUUUCCCAGGAAGGCUGCACUUUAUCAAACUCAAACUUAGUAUCUUUUGAAGCACUUAUCCCCCCUUAUCUGAGGGGAAACCACCAAGUCAAUGGCAUUGUGUCUUGGACAAGUGUUCAGCAAAGACAAAACAUUCAGGCCAAGGAAACGGUUUGAACCGGGCACUCAGCGCUUCGAACUCUACAAGAAGGCGCAGGCCUCGCUCAAGUCUGGCCUUGACCUGAGGAAGGUGGUUCAGCUGCCGGAGGGGGAAAGCAUGAACGACUGGGUUGCUGUUCAUGUGGUGGAUUUCUUUAACAGGAUCAACUUGAUCUAUGGCACGAUGAGCGAGUUCUGCACCGAGCGCACAUGUCCCAUCAUGUCAGGGGGGCUGAGGUACGAGUACAGGUGGCAGGAUGGAGACGACUACAAAAAGCCCACCAAACUGCCCGCACUCAAGUACAUGAACCUGCUGAUGGACUGGAUAGAGUCUCUCAUCAAUGACGAGGACAUCUUCCCCACCAGAGUCGGUGUGUGAGGAGUCUACCAAUGUCUGUUAUUGAUUGUGUAACCUAAUACCUGAUUGAUUGUUGACUGUGCUAAUGUGGAGUGAAGGCACUGCUAUCCCUUCAUUAACACCACGGCCACUAAGAUCAGGCAGAGGUUAAUUGAAGAAUGGAAUUGACAUUUAGAGGAGGUUGAAUGGGAUGAUUGUGGUGCUAUUUUGUCUGUGCAUCAGGUUUGAUAAUCAGCAUUCAUUAGCAGUAUAUUUUUAUGCAUGUUCCAGGAGUUCGCCUAGUGAUUAGCGCUGAAAUCAAAGCAUCUCUGUUUGAACCAACCAGGUACCUCUUUGUCUUGCAUAUACCUCCACAGUUGAAGAUGUAGAUACAUCUUAUGAAUGUUUCCUGCAACAUAUAGCUUGUGAUUAGGCCAAAUUGUAUGAUUUUUUUUUGCAUCGCUGGGAAAACACAGUGACUUAAUCUCCCUAUUGCUUUUACAAGCAAAACUUGUAAAAGUAAAACUUGUGAGAAUCUGUUUUUUAUUGCAGCCAAACUGUGAUAAUUUGCUUAACUGGCUGAGCUACUCAUCAGGUAUUCCCAGGAGAUUCCUAUCUAUAUAUCUAUCUAUAUAUCUAUAUAUCUAUAUCUAUCUAGUCCAAAAAUUAGGACAUUUGUUCUGUAUUUUCCAACAUACAAUUACAUACAAGUAUUUUCAGCACCAUGAAAUCAUAUAACUGGGUGUGACUGAAAAGCUCAUACCUGUCUCUUUCAUAUCCUAAAAAGAGAGGAUGCUAAUAAUUAAGAGUUAUCCCUGGAAUAUAUUGUUCAUGAAAGUCAGACUCAAUGAUUAAUGCUGCAGAGGUGAAACCAGAGUAUGACAUUUGUCACAUGAUGACUUUCAUGAUACAAAGUGAUCAAAUCUCGCCACAUAUCUUGUUCAAAACAUAAACCCAGUUAGAAAUCCCGCUCUUUAUUUCUGUAACCCUCUUCAUUUCUUCACACCAGGUGUACCUUUCCCCAAGAACUUCCAGCAGGUCUGUAAGAAGAUUCUGAGUCGUCUCUUCAGAGUGUUCGUCCAUGUUUACAUCCAUCAUUUUGACAGCAUCUGCAGCAUGGGGGCCGAAGCACACAUCAAUACCUGCUACAAACACUACUAUUACUUCAUCUCAGAGUUCAACCUCAUCGAUCACUCAGAACUGGAGCCGCUGGUGAGACAAUAGGGAGAAUCACAGAUGUCUGAGCUUGGAAACAGGUAGUAGAAGAAAAGAUCAGACCAGUAUUUUGUAUCGGUAGAGUUGGUAGUUAAUAGUAGCCUCUCUUUCAUCCGUAACAUAUAUACAGCAUGUCCUGUGCAGCCCAAGGACUACAUGACAUUUGACUCGAGGAACUGGAUCAGCAUUCAUUUGUAAUUUUUCUAACUCAUUUUUGAUAGAAAGGUGUCGGUUCACAGCAACAGUAUUUAAAAGAAGUUGCCAAAUUUAAAUAAAAAGAAAGAUUUUUUGAGUUGUUGCUUUCUCAACAGUUAGCAUUGUGUUUGCGUCAACAACAAGCUUCUGUCAUCAUCAUUAUGGGACCCUAGAAUCUAUUUUUUCUUUACCCGUUAAAACAGGGACGUCAACUCACAAAAGAUGAGUGUAAACAGGCCCUUAUUUUACUGUCAAACAUUUUGUUGUUGGGUGUGUUUGCACAGUGACAAACAACGUUCUAUAUAUUGACAGUGUUGAUAACACAGUCAACAUCCAUGUCUCCACACAAAAUGAGUUUCUUUUUUCCUAAUUAUGAUCUUUGUUUUCCUUUCUUUUCCAACAGAAAGAGAUGACAGAGAAGAUAUGCAACUAAAUGCAGCCACACACACAAAGAAGUUUACAUUCUGACACAAUCUGAGCCCUGUGAGAAAUCAUCAGCUUUGAAACACUCAAAACAAAGAACAAUCCGACAUGAAGUUUUGUGAGUGAUUUUCAAUGUUGAACUUGAAAGGUCCACCAUUCCAGACAUUUCUGUCAGUGUUCACAAUGACAGAUUUUCUUUUCUCUUUUUUGAUAAUAUGAUAAUGGUGUUUAAUGCUUUCAUUUCAUGACUUUGUGGUGUUUUGUAAAUCUACAUCUCCUGUACUAUUGCCUCCUCUUUACUAUUGUGCAUGUUUGUGUUUGACAUGUUUUAAGUGUUGGGUUUCAUUGUCAAGAAUGAUGUUUGUUUUAUGUUCUGUCAGUCUUUUUAUAGAGUUAAGAUGAUUAAAAAGUGAACCUUGAAAAAAA